AUGUUCAAGAGCGGCAUUUCCUCCUUCGCCAGAGCAGCCCGCCCGUCCUUCGCGGCCGCGGCCACGCGACGUGCUCUUCGACCCUCAUCCAUUCUCCCUGCCAGCUACCGAUUUGCGUCGUCCACGAGCGUUGGAGAUGGCAAGAUUUACCAGGUCAUUGGUGCCGUCGUUGAUGUCAAGUUCGACACGGCCAAGCUGCCUCCUAUCCUGAACUCUCUCGAGACGCAAAACAACGGCCAGAAGCUUGUGCUCGAGGUCGCGCAACAUCUCGGUGAAAAUGUCGUCCGCUGCAUUGCCAUGGAUGGUACCGAGGGUCUCGUCCGUGGCGCCAAGGCCACCGACACUGGCGCUCCCAUAACCAUCCCCGUCGGCCCAGCCACUCUUGGCCGUAUCAUGAACGUCACCGGCGACCCCAUUGACGAGCGUGGCCCAAUCAAAACCGACAAGUUCCUGCCUAUCCACGCCGAACCCCCGGCCUUCACCGACCAGUCCACCUCGGCCGAGAUUCUGGUAACCGGCAUCAAGGUCGUCGAUCUGCUGGCCCCCUACGCUCGUGGUGGCAAGAUCGGUCUCUUUGGCGGUGCUGGUGUCGGCAAGACUGUGUUCAUCCAGGAGCUCAUCAACAACAUCGCCAAGGCUCACGGUGGUUACUCGGUAUUCACUGGCGUCGGCGAGCGAACCCGCGAGGGCAACGAUUUGUACCACGAAAUGCAGGAGACGUCCGUCAUUCAGCUCGAUGGCGAGUCAAAGGUCGCUCUGGUGUUCGGUCAGAUGAACGAGCCCCCGGGUGCUCGUGCCCGUGUUGCCCUCACUGGUUUGACGGUUGCCGAGUACUUCCGUGACCAGGAAGGCCAGGACGUUCUGCUCUUCAUCGACAACAUUUUCCGUUUCACUCAGGCCGGUUCCGAAGUGUCUGCUCUGCUUGGUCGUAUUCCCUCUGCCGUCGGUUACCAGCCUACUCUCGCCGUCGACAUGGGUGGUAUGCAAGAGCGCAUCACCACCACCAAGAAGGGCUCUAUCACCUCCGUCCAGGCCGUCUACGUCCCUGCUGACGAUUUGACCGAUCCCGCCCCCGCCACUACCUUCGCCCAUCUGGACGCCACCACUGUCUUGUCCCGAGGCAUCUCCGAGUUGGGUAUCUACCCCGCCGUGGACCCUCUUGAUUCCACCUCCCGAAUGCUCGACCCCCGUGUCGUCGGCCAGGAGCAUUACGACACCGCCACCCGCGUCCAGCAGAUCCUGCAGGAGUACAAGGGUCUCCAGGACAUCAUCGCCAUUCUGGGCAUGGACGAGCUGUCUGAGGCCGACAAGCUUACCGUCGAGCGUGCUCGUAAGAUCCAGCGUUUCCUGAGCCAGCCCUUCACCGUUGCCCAUGUCUUCACCGGCAUCGAGGGCACACUGGUCGACCUCAAGGACACCAUUGCCUCGUUCAAGGCCAUCCUGAGCGGCGAGGGUGACAGCCUGCCCGAAAGUGCCUUCUACAUGGUAGGCGACCUCGCCUCAGCCAAGCAGAAGGGCGAGAAAAUUCUUGCAGAGCUCGAGAAGAACUAG
Messenger RNA from Hirsutella rhossiliensis, 1551 nucleotides. RefSeq names its product ATP synthase alpha/beta family, nucleotide-binding domain-containing protein. Gene Ontology annotation, biological process: proton motive force-driven mitochondrial ATP synthesis; proton transmembrane transport. The record is from RefSeq and is a predicted model, not a curated record. Gene Ontology annotation, molecular function: proton-transporting ATP synthase activity, rotational mechanism; ATP hydrolysis activity; ATP binding. The coding region runs from base 1 to 1551 and encodes 516 amino acids. NCBI's taxonomy places the organism in Eukaryota, Fungi, Ascomycota, Sordariomycetes, Hypocreales, Ophiocordycipitaceae. The transcript has 7 exons.